CUUUUUCUUUACUUUGCUGUUCAAUUCAGAUCUCUCUUUUCAGCAUAUUUCCUCUUCAUUGACUUUUUCUUUGCUCUCUCCUCUCUCUUUUUUCCUGGUCUGUCUCUCUAUGCAGAUCGGCAUCAGCUCGACUCUUCCGGCUCAUAACUUGCAAGUCGUCCAAACCAGGCGAGCAAGCUUCAAGUGCCAGAAAUCACCUCUAAACCCUUUAGCGAAACCCCAGCCAUCUUCUCAAAAGCCUGUUUCAUCAGCAUCAUCGACUGAGUUGGCUCGGCAACACCUUUCCAACCUCGAAAAGCUCCUCCAGAAGACAAACCUAGACGACCCGGAACAAGUUGUCAAAGCUCCCAGUAAUGGAUCAAUCGAAACCAAAGGUAGGGGUUUACUCGAAGGGCUUAAUCUUUCCAGGAUUUGGCCCGAAAUGAAAGCCGCUGAAGAGAUGUCUCCACGUCAUUUAAAUGGGCUUCAGAGGCUUUUAUCAAAAACAAUUGAAUAUUCUCCAAGGAACAACCUUGGUUCUCGUUGGAGAGAGUACCAUGGUUGCGAUGAUUGGUCAGGUUUGCUUGACCCGCUCGAUGAAAAUCUGAGGCGAGAAGUGGUUAGAUACGGGGAAUUUGUUCAAGCAGCUUACCAUGGUUUUCAUUCCAACCCGUCCAUGUCAACCAACAAGGCUCCCUUACCAAGGCACGUGGCGUUGCCUGAUAGGUCUUACAAGGUGACCAAGAGUCUUUACGCCACCUCGUCUGUCGGGUUACCGAGAUGGGUAGACGACGUGGCUCCCAAUCUUGGGUGGAUGACGCAAAGGUCUAGUUGGAUCGGGUUCGUAGCGGUUUGUGAAGAUAGGAGGGAGAUUCAUCGCAUGGGAAGGAGGGAUAUUGUUAUUGCUUUACGGGGAACCGCUACAUGCCUGGAAUGGGCUGAAAAUUUCAGAGCCCAACUGGUUAACAUUCCUGAAUCAGAUGAGCCAACCCAAAAGGUUGAAUGUGGAUUCUUGAGCUUGCUCAAAACACCAGGUGCACACGUGCCUAGUUUGGCUGAAUCAGUGGUCCAAGAAGUGCAAAGGUUGACAGAGAUGUAUAAAGGUGAGACCCUUAGCAUUACAAUCACGGGGCAUAGCCUUGGGGCGGCACUAUCUCUUUUAGUUGCCGAUGAAAUAAGUUCACGUGUACCUCAUGUGCCACCAGUCGCAGUAUUUUCUUUCGGAGGACCUCGAGUUGGUAAUAAAGGCUUUGUCGAGCGACUUAAUGAGAAAAAUGUUAAAGUGUUAAGAAUUGUGAAUAAUCAAGAUUUGAUCACUAGGGUUCCGGGUGUAUUCAUUGGCGAAGGAUCGGAACAAAAACAAGAUCAACAAGAAGAACAAAGAAGUAAAAGUUUUGCAGGAGUGUUCAAAAUGCUUGACGAUAAUAAUCCUUUGGCAUACACUCAUGUUGGAACAGAAUUACGGCUCGACACUAAGAUGUCACCCUAUCUAAAGCCGAAUGCUGAUGUGGCAUGUUGUCAUGAUUUGGAGGCUUACCUACACUUGGUGGAUGGGUUCCUGUCAUCAAAUUGCCCAUUUAGGUCAAAUGCCAAGAGAAGUUUAGUGAGGUUGCUUCAUGAUCAAAGAUCAAAUGUGAAACAAUUGUAUACUCACAAGGCCUUGAGUUUGAACCUUGAAAGGGAUAGGUUAAGCAUUCCUAUGCCUAGUUGUUUGCCUAGUCCAUCUGGAUAAUAUGCUAAGCACAUUUUAAUAGCAAAAGAUAAAAAAAAGCUUGCACAUAUACUUCAAA
This is a messenger RNA of Durio zibethinus, 1769 nucleotides long. Its product is annotated as phospholipase A1-Ibeta2, chloroplastic-like. Gene Ontology annotation, biological process: lipid metabolic process. The record is from RefSeq and is a predicted model, not a curated record. NCBI's taxonomy places the organism in Eukaryota, Viridiplantae, Streptophyta, Magnoliopsida, Malvales, Malvaceae. Gene Ontology annotation, molecular function: glycerophospholipase activity.